GAAUUACUUAGUGUGGUGGGUUUCCUGUGGUUCAUUCUAAGAAACCCGCCAAAUUUAUUUCCAACAUGGCGGCGGCAUCCCUAGUUUCUAGAAUUUCAUAAAAGUACUAUAGCUGCUGGCUUGUAAAUGGCAUAACAACAUGGACAAAAUUCGUAUUGAGCAGGUUGAUAAGCUUUCUCUUGCGUCUACCAAGCUGACUCGUGUGCUUGAAUGCAUGCAGAAUUUGGAAGGAACAGAUUUUCUCUCGAGACAGGAAUCUACAGUGGAGUUGAUUUCAGAGAGUGUUAAUGAACUGUACGAUGUCGUAGUAAAUCGUAGAGUCGAAGUAGAGGAUAGCGACGCGACUUGUGACGACGAAAAAUCAGACAUCGAUGACUUGUUAGAUCUUGAAGGCGAGAUUCAAAAAGAGAAGAACAUACAUGCUGAUGGUUGUGAUGUCCAGAAGGACACAGCAGAUUUGAUAGAAGAAUCAUUUGAUGAUGGCGAUGAUGACUUGCUGGAUAAAGCUAUGGCGGAAGUUGACUUUGAUGAGCUUUGUAACAAGAGUUUGAAUGAACUUGAAGGAACAGGCAGCCAGAGUAUGACAUCAUCACCACAGACACCGACACACCUGACGCCGAAACAUCGAAUGCUGUCACCCCCGACAAAAGCACUAACGAACAUUAUUCAGCACAACCAGUUGUCACCACAGGAAGACUGUGAUGUUACCUUUUUUUCAGAUUCAGCAGUUGCUCCUGAUUGCAAGCAUAUUGAAGUCCUUAAACGAUACUUUGGAUUCUCAAAAUUCAGGCCAAUGCAAUGGAAGAUUAUUCACCUGGUACUGAACUUAAAGAAGGAUGUAUGUGUUGUCAUGGCAACAGGAUAUGGGAAAAGUUUGUGCUACCAGUACCCUUCCCUGUUCACUGGAGGGACAGCCAUCGUCAUCUCCCCACUCAUUUCCCUGAUGGAGGACCAAGUCCAAAAACUAGCACUCCACAAGAUUCCUGCCCAAUACCUGGGAUCUGCCCAGUCUGACAGCAGCUCUGUCACCGCUGCAAUGUUAAGGGGGGAAUAUAGAGUUGUGUACGUCACCCCAGAGUAUGUUGCUUGCAACACUAAUUUCCUCGUGCGACUUCAGAGUAAAGUUGGCUUGACGCUGGUGGCAAUAGAUGAAGCCCACUGUGUGUCGCAGUGGGGUCAUGACUUUAGAGCAUCGUACCGUGAGCUUGGCCGCAUCCGUGACAAGCUCCCCCAGGUUCCAAUCGUUGCCUUGACAGCAACAGCCACUCCUGACGUGCGCAGAGACAUCUGCUUGUCACUCAAGUUGAAGACGCCAUCUGUUGUGUGCACUGGCUUCGACAGACCCAAUCUGUAUUUUGAAGUACACAAGAAAGGUGAUAGUGUUAUGGAAGAUCUCCGUCACUUGUUGAUAAGUGACAUUAACAAAUUCAGUUUUGCUGGACCAACAAUCAUUUACUGCCCAACUAAGAAAACUACUGAGAUGAUUGCAGACGCAUUGAAAGCAAAUGGCAUACUGUGCGAGGCGUACCACGCUGGCAUGGCUCUGAAAAAAAGAAAAAGUGCACACCACAAGUUCAUCAGAGAUGAAAUCCAGUGUGUUGUUGCGACAGUUGCGUUUGGGAUGGGAAUUGACAAGCCUGAUGUCAGACAGAUUAUCCAUUAUGGAGCUCCGAAGGAUAUAGAGUCCUACUACCAAGAGAUUGGGCGUGCAGGGAGAGAUGGGGAGCCUAGUUCCUGCUAUGUGUUUUACAAGCCUGGGGACUUUGCCACAAGUCGGUACCUUAUUAAUGAGAUGCAGUUGGAGACAUUCCGUGACCACAAACUGAAGAUGCUCAACAAACUUGAACAGUACUUGUCUACUACAGAAUGUAGGCGAAGGAAAAUCUUGGCGUACUUUGAAGAUGUCGCAGAGAGUAUAGGGGGCAAGGUUGAUUGCUGUGACAACUGCAAACAACGUAUCCUUUACCCAGAAAGAAAGGUCGAAAAGUUGGAACUUGGCAAGGAAGCGAAGCAAUUGCUUUCGGCUGUAAAGGCUGUUGGAAGUGGUCGAUACGGUCUGAACAUGACUGUCAUGGUCCUCAGAGGAUCGACGAAUCAGAGGGUCCCAGACAGAUUUUAUCGACUGAAGGCAUUUGGCAGCGGAAGUGCUCGCAGUGAAAAGUGGUGGAAAAGUUUUGGUCGGCAACUACUCACAGAGGGAUACCUUGAAGAGAAAACAAAUCCAGGGGGGUACGGCUCGCUUGUUGCUCUCUCAGCUCAAGGUGAUCGGUGGCUGAGCUCAGUUGAAAGUGUCAGCUUGCCCAGGCUAGAACUGGAACCAAAUAAGGAUCUCGUGACAUUGGAAACAAGGCCGCCUAUUCCGACUGCACGAAUUCUCCCUGCUGAUCCAGCCGAAUUCUUACAGUCCGUGAGUCAGUUCGCUUGGGUGCAGCCAACAUGUGCUUCAGCCACUCCGCCCAACCUUCUGCCUCUCCCUGUAGCACAGCCUGUGGCUGUGGUUAGUCAGAAGGAUCUUGAACUCCAGGGUGUCCUGUACACCAACCUGCUCAAACUGCGGGCUGAUCUUUCUCAUGAGCUCGACUGCGCACCUUACAUGAUCGCCACCAACAAGAACUUGCGUGACGUGGCCAAAUAUAGGCCUGACAGUAUCGCGAAUCUCGCACGAAUUGAUGGGAUAUCGGAGCGGCAGAGUGAGCGGUUUGGUGAACGCAUUUUACACGAAGUAAUCAGCUUCUGCAAAGCACGUGAUCUGAAGAUAAACGACUUUCCAGAUGCCACGGACGCGGCACAAAAACCGUUAACGAUGAGUUAUAAACCAUUAACGCAGACCUCAGCUACAUCAACCGCGGUGGGAACCCUGUGUGAAGAGCUUUCUGCUACAGUCAAGACUACGUAUACCUUGUUCCAUGAGCGACAGCUGUCAAUCAGGGAAAUCGCCAAGGCGCGAAACUUUGUUGAAAGUACCAUCCUAAGCCAUCUAGCGGACGCACUCAAAGCCGGGUACCCUGUGGAUUUAUCACGAGCCGGCGUGACCGACGCAGUUAAACAACACGUGACCAGCGUCAUAAGGGCACCGCCCAUCAACUCAGAUAUAAGCAAGCUGUCGGCCAUUAAGGAGCAUCUACCCCAGAGUAUCUCCUAUGGACAAAUCAAACUAGUGACCGCGAUACUAGAGCGCUCACUCAUGCCUCAGACGGGCCCAGCGCAGGGAACAGACUCACAAGGGGCCAGCAUAAGAUCGCCAUAUUGGUCCCCCGCAUCACAGUCCACCAAGAGAAAGGUCCCUCCUUGGAUGUACACACACAGCCAGUCGAACAGAGGGGCCAAGGUUAAAAAGAAGAACCCUUUCUAAAAUAGACACAGCCAGUCGAACAGAGGGUCCAAGGUUAAAAAGAAGAACCCUUUCUAAACUGCUACUGCGGUUAUUAAUGUUCUGCUAGCCCCCCACAUUUUUAAUCAAUCAAAAUCUUUAAAAAAUCCUUGAAUACUUGAGUUUUCAUUCACCAAAAAUGUUUCCAAAUCACGCGCCACCUCUCCACAAGGUGCUGGCCAGUCAAAACACACUGAAUGUAAUUCAGUUAUUAAUCUCAAUAUUGAUCAAAGUGAAGGGACGUCUUGAAAUUGUUAAAGUUUGACAAUGAAUUUAUCAUCCUCCAUCUUCUCCUAGCUAAUUAGUUACAGGAUAUUUGCAAUGGAGAGGUGACAAGUCAUAAAGUUACUUGUGUGGACUGAAGAGACUAUAGAUUUACAUUAGACAACAUAGUCACCGUUAUCAUAGUUACCGUUGAAAGGGCCAAGUGACGUAGUAUACACUUUUCUCAAAAGACGCUGCCAGUGCAAAUGAAAAGAGGAAGUUCUACUUACAUGAAUACCUUUGGUUCUCGUCAUAUUUCAACAGAAUACAUCCAAAUGUGAAUAGAUCAUGAGAUUAGUUUAUUUAUUUUCAUUUUUACAAGUAACAAUACAAUGAGCAGGGGUCAGUCUAAGAACUGGCAGCGGUCUUUGGCAAAUGUGUAAUAAUGAUAAUAAUAAAGUACUAAGAUAUAUUUAUAUAGCGCCUUUCUCCAUUAGACCCAAGGCUGGCCAAGUCCUGUAGUUCAGAUGGUAAUUCAGCUUUUAGCUGCAAGAGGAGUUAUCAAACAAAUUAAAAUACACUUAAGAUGG
Messenger RNA from Nematostella vectensis (starlet sea anemone), 4164 nucleotides. Its product is annotated as Werner syndrome ATP-dependent helicase. The transcript has 30 exons. The record is from RefSeq and is a predicted model, not a curated record. Lineage: Eukaryota; Metazoa; Cnidaria; Anthozoa; Actiniaria; Edwardsiidae. Gene Ontology annotation, cellular component: cytoplasm; nucleoplasm; chromosome. The coding region runs from base 140 to 3352 and encodes 1070 amino acids. Gene Ontology annotation, molecular function: 3'-5' DNA helicase activity; ATP binding; four-way junction helicase activity. Gene Ontology annotation, biological process: DNA replication; double-strand break repair via homologous recombination; telomere maintenance.